AUGAACAUGUGGAAGAAGAUUCACAAAGACCUCGACCAGGAAGCAAAAGUCCUUCAGAAAAAGCUGAGUCGAGAAAUUCUUAAGAAACGCGAAUUGGAGGAUCAAAUAGAUGCACUUCUCCGGGAUAAACUAUCAGCAACAAAGUCGACGGCUUACAUUAAGCGCAUGGCCACUAAUGUUCAUGAUCAAAGUCGUGAACUUGAAGUACAGGCAGCAUUGUUAGAAAAUGCUUUGGCGAGUGACACGUUGGAAGUGGCGAAGGUGAAAGCUGAGACCAAAGUCUUGGACGAACAGGCGAAAGAACUUGAAAAUGAAAUUGAAAAGCGAAACGAAAGCCUUAUUUGCCUGCAGCAGAAGAUAAAACAAGCGAAUCUCACUGUUAAACGCAAACAGGAUCAAAUUGAUCAUCUAAAUCAAAAGCUAAAGAGGCUUCUUGACAAUACUGGGGGAAUUGAGUUGGGUCCCCUGGAAAUUACGAGAAAUAAUUUGCUGAAGAAUAUGGCCGCAAAGCAAGAGGAGAUAACCAGCUUGGAACAGCAGUGGCUACGAGAGCAGACAGAGCUUAUAAAUAAAGUAAAGGCGAAAGACGAACUGGCUGACGAUUUAUCUCGCCAACAAGUCUACCUCUCUGUUCUGAAUCGAAAGAAGCUACGUCUUGAUUCUGAGAUCAAUUCCAUAGAGAAAGAAAAGGCCCAACUGAGUCGAGAAGUCCAGCGUCUACAGCACAGCAUGACGAGAUUGAAUAAAUCCAUCUAUGAACAACGCUCCAGUAGCGAUGCUAUAGAACAGGAAAAUCGGUUCGCAGAAGAAGAUUUCGUUUUACGUAUUCGAGAAAAGGAGACUCAGGCAGUUGAAGCUGAAGCGCAUUUAGAGGAAGCGGUGAGGGACAAAGAAGAUUUGCUGGCUGAUUUACUGGAAACGGAGAGGCAUAUAUUGCUUUGGGAGAAGAAGAUCCAACUGGUAAAUGAAACACGCCAAGCUGUUGACUCAGCGAGUGGAUUGGCCGAACUUAAAUCGAUUCGAACGGAGAUUCACCGUAUGGAAGUGAAAAAGGCUCAAAUUGCACGCCAACAGGAACAACUAAUUCGAGCUCUUGAACUUUCGGUACAGAAGCGAGAGUUCAUUAUGGAAAGGAACGAAUGUGCUAAGAACACAAAAAGUAAGGAAACACUAACGAAAAACAAUCUUCAACGAGAAAUUGAGUAUCUUCAAAGCCAAAUUACCAAUUUUGAAAAGAACGCCAAGAAAUUUGAUGAUGAAUGUUCGAAACUAGAGGAAGAAUCAGGGAAACUCGAAGAUGACCUCAAGUCCAAAUGUAAUGCUUGUGAAGAAAUGCGUAAAAAAACCAUGGAACUGACAAAGGAACUGCAAGACCUAGCCGAAUACCGUCAAAAGAAACUCAUUGAGUUACAAAUGCGACAGCAUGCUUCAAGAUAUUGGGAGCAACUGCUGGCUGGACGGUAUCGGCGCCUCUGUUCUUCACGACAGGCUGCUCAAAAUGAGCGCGAUCGGCAGAUUGGCAAGAUGAAAUCAAUGCUAGCGGUUGUCGAUCGACUCACCACAGAAUUUCCCGAGAUCAAGCAAGAUCUUUCGGUGGUUUGUCAGAUUCUGUCCAACAAACUGGCUCAAGAAGAUGAUGGGAGAAAUACUGAGACAAGCUGA
Molecule: messenger RNA, 1662 nt
Organism: Rodentolepis nana
Lineage: Eukaryota; Metazoa; Platyhelminthes; Cestoda; Cyclophyllidea; Hymenolepididae
Source: the annotation of a GenBank genome assembly